CCUCAGUAACCCGAAGAAGACGGUGUCCCACCAGGCAAAUCGCAGCCGCCAGCCAUCCCGACCAUCAAGAUGGCGCGACCCAAAUUUGAGUCAAAGCUCACUGCCUUUCUUCACGACAUACCCGAAGCCAUACUGCGUUCUGUUGCGGAAGGGCAAGAAUGCCCUGAAAAUGACGAACAGACCGAAAUGCGUAUCUGUGCCCUCUACCUCAUCUUCGAGAAGUCAGCCUCGAAACAACACUUGGAGCGAGCCAUCCAUUGGACUGAGGGAUGGAUUGCGGCAUCAUUUUUGCAUCAUCCGGACCGCGACAGGCGAUUCGACAUUCUAGGCAUGCUUUUGGCCCGGAUGUGCCAGUGUGAGCACUUGGAAGAAGUCGUCUCUCCUGCGCCAUUAGGGCAGCUGAUGGAUCAUGAAUCGCCGUCUGAUGACAUGGGCUUUCGCAGAAAGCUUUUCAUAGAUCGAGUAGCCAAGCUGUUGUUUGAUUACAUGCAGUACAACCACAUUGAGGACUAUGACAAGGCCAUUGGAAUCGUGGCACAGCUAGUGCAUGAGAACAAUCGCUACAACGAGCCUGAACUGUGGAACGACCUUGUGGUGAUGUUCCAGAGGCAAUUUCAUCGAACGGGCGUAAUGGAGGGUAUAGCUCGUGCCAUCGACGCUCCGACCCAAGCAGUGGAUGUCACACGUCAGUGCGACCCGAAUCUCGAUGGCUACCUAAACAUUCUCGGCCAAAAAUUCGGCAAACGAUUCGAGACGACGGGCGCAGUGGAGGAUCUAGAUCGAGCCGUCGAUGCUACGUUGAUAAAUUACUUGAAUAACCUGGGAGCAUGGCUUGCGAUCCGUUUUGACGAGACGGGUGCAAUGGAGGACUUGAAUUGCACAAUCAAUCUUGCGAGCAGCACGGUGGACUUGAUACCUCAAGAUCAUCCCCAACGCGCAAAAUGCUUAAACACCCUCCAUUGCAGUCUUAAUAGACGAUACAAUAGAACAGUCUCAAAAGAAGACCUGGAUCGUGCAGUUGAUGCUGCUUCCAAAGCGGUGGAUGCGGCAUCCGAUGAUACCACAGGUUUUGCUCACUUCUCGGACAACCUUAGCGUCGCUUUAGCGCUACGAUCCCAAAGGAUGGGAGUCAUGGAAGACCUGGAUCAUGCCAUCGUCGCUUCAACUGGAGCGGUGCGCGCAACACCCGAGGACGAUCCCCAGCUCAAGGAUCGAUUCAAGAGUACAGGCGUAAUGGAGGACCUAGAUCGUGCCGUCGAUGCUACGAAGGAAUCGGUAGCUAUCACGCCUCCAGAUAAUACUUACCUCCCUACGUUCCUCAGCAACUACGGAGAUACGCUAGGCCUACGAUUCGAAAGGACAGGUGCAUUAGACGAUCUACAGGAUGCUAUCGAAAACAUGACCAACGCUGCAAAUGCCUCACCUCAGGGUGGUUACAUUCCCGGUAGCUAUUUAAAUGCCCUAGGACUCUUGCUUGGCAAGCAGUUCGAGAAGACGGGUGCCCAAGACGAUAUCGAUCAUGCAAUCAAAGUCAUAACCAAAGCGGUAGACAUGACACCCCCUGACCACCCCGACCGCGCUAUCUACAUGAAUAAUCUCGGAAAUCAGUUUGGUAGGCGAUUCGAAAAGACGGGCUCCAUGGAGGAUUUGGAUCGUGGUGUUGAGAAUGUCGGUUGGGCAGUGGGCACAAUACCUGAUGAUCAUCCUAGUUGCCCUUCUUUGUUCAACAACCUCGGGAACUGGCUCGGCAAGCGAUUCGAGAGAGCGAAUGCAGAGAUCGAUUUGGAUCAGCAGCUUAUUGCGUAUACUGCGGCAUUGUAUUGCAAAGCUACUCCUCCGUCCAUUUGGAUCCGGUCUGCUGGGUCUGCUGCCAAUGUGAUUGCGCUGGACGAACUGUGGGAGAGUGCCAGUUUGCUGCUGGAAAAGGCCGUGAACCUUCUUCCGAAAAUGAGCCCACGAUAUAAGACACACACGGACCAGCAAGAUUUACUCGCUCGGCUGUAUGCCAUGGCCUCGAUGGCCGCUGCCACGGCUCUCAGCGCAAACAAAGGACCGUACAAUGCCUUGCGGCUUCUUGAAUCAGGCCGUGGUUUGAUUCCAGGUUUCCUCAUGGAUAUACGCAACGACGUCUCGGAUCUUGAGCAGGCGUACCCUGACCUGGCAAAAAGAUUUGUCUCGCUCCGGGAUGAACUCGACCGGCCCGUGGACGAUGGCCCUCGUACCACCUCGUCAGCGAUUGAAUCGUUAAACUGGGAACUACGACGAGAGCGAUAUUACGCAGUGGAUCAGGAAUUGAAUGAGCUUAUUGAAACGAUCCGCACAAAGCCCGAUUUCCAAUCCUUUCUGCAGUCGCCCACCGAGGCGGAGCUGAUAGCAGCGGCGAGUCCAGAUCCCAUCAUUGUCGUCAACAUGAGCUUCUACCGAUGCGACGCAGCUGCCUUGUCACAAAAGAAAGCCGAGGAAUGGGCUGCCAAUGUUUUGUCGGCGUCUGAUGAUCUGACGCCUCUGCUGGAAUGGCUCUGGCACGCUAUCUGCCGCCCCUGUUUGAACGCUCUUCAAUUGACGUCCGCAGUGUCAGAUGACAAUUGGCCUCACGUCUGGUGGAUUCCCACCGGCGUACUUAGUCAGAUGCCGCUUCAUGCAGCUGGGUACCACGGCCAGGGGUCGACAGAGACAGUCCUGGAUAGGACCAUGUCAUCGUACGCGGUGUCCAUCAAGUCAUUGCUUCAUGGACGUCGACAAGAUGAAAACUUAAUGGGAAAGUCCCCGAUACCGUCUGCCCUUCUGGUUGCCAUGCAAGAAACACCAUGGAGUAGACCACUCCCGUACGCUGGCGAUGAAGUGGAUAUGUUGAGAAACCUGUGUCCUCCGAUCGGGCUAGAUCCAAUCACGCCACGUCCAUUGAAAGGCGACGUUCUUGAGCGCCUACAAAGGUGGACAGUGUUUCAUUUCGCAGGUAACGCACUGUCAAACCCAAGGGAACCUUCACGGAGCUUCUUACUCCUCAGGGACUGGGAGCUCAACCCGCUGACUGUGCAAAAUCUCUGCCAGAGCCAAAUGCAAGAGAACCGCCCUUCCUUUGCGUAUCUCUCUGCCUGCUCGACAGUGUCAAACAAAAACCUGAGACUCUCUGGCGAAGGAAUCCAUCUAGUCAGUGCGUUCCAGCUGAUGGGUUUUCGACAUGUUGUUGGGACACUUUGGAAUGUAUCGGAUGAGCACCGUGUUGAAGUAGCGAGGGUGUUUUACGAAACGCUAUUUGACGAGUGCAUUACCGGUAUGACUGUUUGUCGAGCACUCCAUCGAACUCUCCGGACGCUACGUGAUGGGUACACAAGGAAUCCCGAGCAAUUGGGUUCGGAGGCGCAGCGGCAAGGACCUGUGAGCACGCACUGGAUCCCCUACGGUGGUCCGGACAAGGUUAAAAGGGACGGCCGGAGCCGUAUGGAGGGAGGGACAUCAGUUUUUAAUUCUUCAAAGAUUCUUCCUGAGAGUCAAAGAGACCGGAAGAACUGGGGAUCCACCCGUAAGGUUCGCUCAUCAAAGGCCGACAACGCUCGGAUAAGACGGCACCAACUUGAUAGCCACCCUCCCUAA
Molecule: messenger RNA, 3594 nt
Organism: Ilyonectria robusta
Lineage: Eukaryota; Fungi; Ascomycota; Sordariomycetes; Hypocreales; Nectriaceae
Product: CHAT domain-containing protein
Exons: 7
Coding region: 70-3594 (1174 amino acids)
Molecular function (GO): protein binding
Source: RefSeq, a predicted model, not a curated record